Messenger RNA from Salvelinus fontinalis (brook trout), 1040 nucleotides. RefSeq names its product gastrula zinc finger protein XlCGF17.1-like. Gene Ontology annotation, biological process: regulation of immune system process; regulation of cytokine production; negative regulation of transcription by RNA polymerase II. NCBI's taxonomy places the organism in Eukaryota, Metazoa, Chordata, Actinopteri, Salmoniformes, Salmonidae. The record is from RefSeq and is a predicted model, not a curated record. Bases 1 to 834 code for a protein of 277 amino acids. The transcript is spliced from 3 exons.
AUGGAGAAUGUGAAUGCAGGCUACAUCAAGCGUCCCAAUGAGAUACGGGACUAUCGUGGAUCCUCUGGGGAGCCUCAACAACAUCAUGAUGCUGACGAGGCAGAGAAGAGUCUCUCCAGAUCAGAACACCUCAAGAAACACCAGCAGAGACCCACAGGGAAGAAAUCUCAUUGCUGCUCUGACUGUGGGAAACGUUGCAAAUAUUCAUCAUACCUUAAAAUACACCAGCGAGUACACACAGGAGAGAAACCUUAUAGCUGUGAUCAAUGUGGGAAGAGUUUUACUCAAUCAAGCGCCCUGAAAUCCCACUUUAAACUACACAUAGGAGAGAAACCUUUUAGCUGUGAUCAAUGUGGGAAGAGAUUUAUUAAGUCUAGCAAUCUGACAGUACACCAGAGAAAACACACAGGAAAGAAAUCUUUUAGUUGUAAUCAAUGUUGUGGGAAGCGUUUUAUUACAUCUAGCCAUCUGACUAGACACCAGCGAGUACACACAGGAGAGAAACCAUUCCACUGUUCAGAUUGUGGAAAAAGCUUUUCAACGUCACAUACUUUGAAGAUGCACCAGAAAACACACACAGGAGAGAAAUCUUAUAGCUGUGAUCAAUGUGGGAAAAGUUUACCUCAGUCAAGCUCCCUGAAAUCCCACCGUAAACUGCACACAGGAGAGAAAUCUUUUAGCUGUGAUCAAUGUGGGAAGAGUUUUACUACAUCUAGCUAUCUGACUAUACACCAGUGGAGACACACAGGAGAGAAACCUUAUAGCUGUGUUCAAUGUGGGAAGAGAUACUCUGAUAAAAGUUAUCUGAUCAAACAUCAGAAAAUACAUACAUGAAGGAGUUGUUUCAUGACAUCAAUGAAAUAAUGUCACAAUGUAGAAUGUUUUAACACAUUGUAGUAGGAGUAUUUUAAUGAUGUCACAAUGUAGAAGCCUAAACGUUUGUCCCCUGUUCUAUUGAUUUCAGCAUGAUAUGGAUAUUAGCCUCAGGAGGAAAUCCAGGCUCUGAUUUGAAAGAGUAUUAUUUAUGUGAUUAAGCAAAA